Molecule: messenger RNA, 1737 nt
Organism: Exaiptasia diaphana
Lineage: Eukaryota; Metazoa; Cnidaria; Anthozoa; Actiniaria; Aiptasiidae
Product: ATP-dependent RNA helicase DRS1
Exons: 5
Coding region: 89-1681 (530 amino acids)
Biological process (GO): mitochondrial large ribosomal subunit assembly
Cellular component (GO): mitochondrion
Molecular function (GO): RNA helicase activity; ATP binding; nucleic acid binding
Source: RefSeq, a predicted model, not a curated record
AAUAAAACAACCGAAAAUAUCUUUGAUCAAACAUUCUAUUUGAGCCAGCAAUGCUGAUGCAGCGGUUUUUAAGUUUAGUGAAUCCAAAAUGGCGGCUGCCUAUAUGAAACAACCUUCAAAAUUUUGUGUUAAAAAUCGUCUACUCACGCUAUUUCGAUCGAGUUCUUUCCAAGCUUUGGGAAUCAAUGAGGYCCUUGUUAACAGACUGACCAAGUUGGGAAUCAAUCGCCCGACUGGAAUCCAAGAAAAUGCGAUACCUGCAGUCGURCAGCGAACAAAUGCAAUCAUCAAUGCAGAAACCGGAAGCGGAAAAACUUUGUGCUAUUUGCUUCCAAUAGUAAAUGAGCUGAUCAGUAAACCAUCUCUCCUAACCAAGCCACCAUAUGCUAUCAUUCUUCUUCCAACAAUAGAACUCUGCCAUCAAGUUGCAUCAGUUUUUAGGUCAAUUGCUGACCCAGAUAUGUUCCMUUGCAUWGUCAACAGAGACUCCAAACUGCUAGUUGCCCGUAGCCACCCUGUUGUCCUGGCAAUGCCAAGUGCUCUGCUCAACUAUAACCUGGAUACUUUAAGCAACACAAGAAURAUUGUWACAGAUGAAGCUGACUUUCUCACAACAAGUGGAGGAAAGGAUGUUUGGACAUUGUUGAAUUUCUUCAAAAUUGGAAGACAAAUGAAGAAAAAAAGAAAAUAUGGAAACUCAAAUAGGAGAAACACUGUUCAUGAACUUUCAAAAGGCUCUCAUACCAUCUCAAAUGUCAUUACAGRGAGACAGUUUGUGUUUGUAGCWGCAACUUUACCWUCAAGAGGAAAGAAAGCCAGUCUUAAUGUGUUAACAAAGUGGCUGCCYAAAGCACAGCUUGUAARUACUUCACUAGYUCAUCAAAAAUUGCCAGAUUUGAAAGURGAGUAUGUGAAGGUCACUGAAGAAACAAARCUUCAGCAGCUACUGAAACUUUUAAAUGAGUUAACAGGUCUGAUAAAACUAGGGAUAAAUAACACAGAGAAAGAGGGAGUUAGUUGCCAAAACGAUAAGGAGGAUUUAAACAGGACAAGUGAAGAAGAACUCAAGGGAGAACAGAUUACAUCAAAAGAGAAAAAUAAUGCCCUCCGUAUUUUAGUUUUUGCUAACACGGCGGAGAAAGCUUCCUUAGCUUUUAAGUACCUUACYGAYAAAAAUAGCUUGRAAGUCCAAAAURCAUGGAUGGAACCAGAUUGUGACUUGCUAAAUGAUAACAACAGACUACAGCAAUUGAGSAAUGAUAUGAUCACUGUUGAAAGCAGAAAAYACUGGCAGAAACAUUGUGCUGARUUACACAAGGGAGUACCAAUUGAAAAGAGGCUUAAAUCAYUGGAGMGCUUUAAGUCUGGAAAGCUUCAAGUUCUUGUUUGUACAGAUAUUGCYUCAAGAGGUCUAGAUAUUCCAGAUGUGAGCCAUGUAAUUCAACUAGACUUUGCAUCAAAUGCUGCAAUAUUUCUACACCGAGCAGGAAGAACAGCUCGRGCAGGAACCUUUGGGAAAGUUAUCAAUUUCAUAACACCAAAAGAUGAAGACUUGGCAAGGGCUAUCCARGCAUGUGAUGAAGAUACAAAUAAACCUGACUAUGGAGCAACRUUUAGUCGCAAUAGAAUGUUUAGACGACGUAUAAAAGCAAAGUCAUUACCACUAGCUGARGCCAUUUAGUGUUUUUGUAAUAAAAUGAAAUAAAAAUAUGCAAAAUGGAGUUAAUAACCGAAAAA